UUUAGGAUGUGUGUCGCAUAAGAAAUGCGUCAUCGAUGAUAGCAAACCGGUUUGUUUAGAUAGUGGAGUAAACGCAUGCAGCAGACUGAUGUGAGGAACACAGUACGCUGCGUUGUUUGAGUAAGUGGCAAGUCACCACAUUGCUGUGUUGUUGGCUGUAGGGAAGUGAGCCCACUAUUGAGCUGCAGUUAUUGUUACUUUUAUACUCCAACCACUGGAUGUUGUGUUAAAGUUUGUGGUGACUUCUAUGUAAUUUAUCCCGGUUUAUAAUGUCAGACACGGACAGCGGGUCAGUGUCGGUCCACACUGACCCACAGCACUCAAACAAACUACUACGGGCACUGCGCUCUUUUCGGGAGGACUCAUUAUUUUGUGAUGCAGUUUUAGUUGUAGAUGGAGAGGAGAUACCCGUUCAGAAGAACAUUCUGGCUGCUGCGAGCCCUUACAUCAAAACAAAACUAAAUUAUAAUCCUCCAAAGACGGAUGGGUCAGUGUACAAGAUAGAAUUGGAAGGAAUUUCUGCCCGGGUGAUGAAAGAAAUACUAGAUUAUAUCUUCACUGGACAGAUCAGACUAAGCCAAGACACGAUUCAGGAUGUUGUCCAGGCAGCUGAUGUACUUUUAUUCACAGACCUCAAGGUAUUAUGUUGUGACUACCUAGAAGGAUGCAUUGCUGCUGAAAACUGUAUAGGUAUCCGGGACUUCGCAUUGCAUUACUCUCUGUACCAUGUUCACCAUGUGGCCACGGAGUACCUAGAAACUCACUUCCGUGAUGUCUGCAAAACUGAUGAGUUUCUAGAACUGCCAUCUCCGAGACUUAAAGAAGUAACAUCUAUUGAGAAGCUGAAUGUUGGAAAUGAAAAAUAUAUAUUUGAGGCAGUUCUCAGGUGGCUAAACCAUGAUCUCGAUGUAAGAAAGGUCCAUAUGAAAGAUGUUAUGUCAGCAGUGUGGGUUCAGGGAUUGGACUGCAGCUACAUAAGAGAACAAAUGAAAAGUGAUCCACUGGUGCGGGAGAUUGUCAGGGAGUGUAAUAACAUUCCUCUUGUGCAACCUCAACAAGACGCGGCUCUGUUGGAUUCAUUUAAACCUCGUGGAUACUCUGAGUGCAUUGUCACUGUUGGUGGAGAGGACAGAAACACACGGAAGCCGACUGCAGCGAUGCGCUGUAUGUGCCCUCUCUAUGAUCGUAAUAGACAGUUUUGGAUUAAUCUGGCAUCUUUGCCUUCUCCUCGCACUAAUCAUGGAGUACUUUCAGCAGAGGGAUUCUUAUUUGUAUUAGGAGGUCAAGAUGAAGAUUCUAUAACACUAAAUACAGGAGAGAUGUACAAUCCAGAUACCAAUUCAUGGACUACGUUACCACCAAUGAAUGAAGCAAGACAUAGUUUUGGGGUUGUGGAAAUUGAUGGAGUCAUAUAUGUUCUUGGUGGAGAAACAAGCGAUAUAGAACUAACUUCCAUGGAAUCAUGUGACAUUUACCUUAAAACAUGGACAAAGCAACCCUCUAUGACAAUGGUUAGAAAGAUUGGCUGCUAUGCUGCUAUGAAGAAAAAAAUCUAUGCAAUAGGUGGAGGCUCAUACGGCAAACUGUUUGAAUCCGUAGAAUGCUAUGAUCCAAAAAUGCAGCAGUGGACAGCAAUCUGCCCAUUGAAAGAGAGGAGAUUUGGUGCAGUGGCCUGUGGUGUUAGUUUGGAGCUUUAUGUGUUUGGUGGUGUCAGAAGUCGAGAUAAUGAGCAUGUUGAACAAAACAGCGUGAUGGUGACCUGCAAAUCUGAGUUCUACCAUGACGAGUUUAAAAGGUGGAUCUACCUGAAUGAUCAGAAUUUAUGCACCCAUACUAGCUCUUCUUUUGUUUAUGGAGCCAUUCCUAUAGGUGCUAGCAUUUAUGUAGUUGGGGAUCUUGACACAGGUACUGGUUAUGACUAUGUUCGGGAGUUUAAGCGAAGCACUGGAGUGUGGCAUCACACAAAGACUAUUAGUACUACAGAUCUCCGGCGCACAGGAUGUGCUGGCUUGCGCAUUGCAAAUUGUAAACUAUUCCGACUACAGCUGGUGCAGGGCCUCUUCAGACGACGCUGAUGAUUGGACUGUUCAGCAUAAGUGGAUUGCUGACAUAAAGGUCCCAGCACAGAAUGAUGUACCACCACACAGCUUCAUAUGAAAAAAGUAGUAGACAGUGCAGCUAAUAUUUAUACUCUGUGAUAUGCUUGGGGGUAUGGAAAUAGUUGCAGUCUAUCAUCCUUAAAAGGGGCUUCAGCAUACAUUUAAGGAGAAGAUUAUUUUAAUAGGAUUGGAAAUGUCAUUUUUUAUGUUACAUUAAUUUGUACUUUUUGAAAGCAUACCUGGGGAGAGAGGGUUCAUUUAAUGAAUGUUAUCCUACUGUAAACUGUUUUAAGGUGCUUAAUAUGGGGAUCCAUAAUAUACUCUUUAACAUUUUACUAAGAGAGAAAAUUAUAUCAUAAGAGUGCCACAUUAGAAGUUCUAUUUAAUAAUGACAGAACGAAAUGUAGCAGUGCAUGUUAUGUUGAAAAUGUUAUAGCAAGACCUCUCACAUAAGAUCAGAGGGCAGUGAAUUUUCAUGUAAUGUUUCCCUUCAGGCACAGUAGGAUAGUUUAUAUGUCCGUAAUUUCAGCACAUUGCAUAUAAAUGACAAUUGUAACAGUGUUUGUAAAUUUUUAAUAUAUAUGUUCACGUAGAUUACUCCUCAUUAAGGAAUAGAUAUAUGCAUAUAGCAGCCAGCUGCAGGCUCUGAAAAAGCCAGUGAUAGAAUCAUGCAAGCCAAUUCUACAGUUUGCACAUAUAAAGUAACAAAAUACAGUAGGCUAACAAAUGGAUGAAUUGUAUAAACUCACAGGUUACACUAUACACUUGGUGGUUCAAAAAUAUUUUUUAGAGGAAAGGGUAGAGAAUGAUCAUUAUUGAAAUGGUAGAAAUUAUUUACAGGAAAUAUGAAAACACUAAAAGGGAUAUUCAUGAAUGUAGUAUUCAGCUGUGUGGACUGCUUUGCGAAAAGGUCUUAGAAAAGAGUCGACAACAAUUAUAAUGAAGAUCCACAUCGUUAAGCAUAAUUCUCAGAUCUGAGAAUUAUAGAAUGUGCUGUGGAGUUGUAACCAAAUUAUGUGGCUACAAGAGCAGACUUAUUACACCUAACACACUAUUGAGGGGACAGAUAGCCCCCUUAAACUGAUAUGGCAUGUGGUACCCCGAAGCCUGAGUAAUAAUAUCAGAAGAAAACUGUAAACAAUGUAUUUUUACAGCAACUAAUGAAUAUGCAAGUAUAGAGCACAUUGAAAGGUAAUUUGGAUUUCAGCUGAGAAAUAUUCUUUUGCCGAGGAGUUAAAAUAUUUAUAUACCCCUUAAGCAGUGCUGUGUGUACCUCUUCAUCUUCAUGGCAAGCUUAUCCUAGCUGCAGCAGGGUUUACAAAGAGGUUUGCCUUGGUUUUCUGUAGUGCCUUUUCUAGUAAACACUAAAUUGCAUGCAGGAAAGUGGUUCUCAGACCGACAUUCUCAGUCUGUUAUUCUGGUAAAGAUAAUUUGCAGUUUCUUUUUGUUUUGAUAAGGGACUCACAGUUCUCAUUAACCAUUGGCACAGUCAGAUGCCUUGUUCUGCUGACAUAAUUUUGAUGUAGCUUUAGGUGUUUACCAUGUGCGCAUGAAGUCCACCAACAUUUAUUUUUCCAUGUCUGUACUCAAGCCCCUCUGUAUUACUGUACUGUCUGACAUAACUCCAUAUUCUUAAUGUUGUUUCAUGUCUGCACACAAGCCCCUCUGUAUUACUGUACUGUCUGACAUCACUCCAUAUCCUGAAUAUUGUUUCAUGUCUACACACAAGCCCCUCUAUUGUUAGUGUACUGUUACUGUCUGACAUCACUCCGUAUCCUGAACAUUGUUGUUUGCAAACAAGCCCCUCUAUAUUACUGUACUGUCAUGACGCCAUAUACUGAAGACUGUUAUGUGUAUACAUACGUACGAGCUCCUCUGUAUAACUGUACUUGGUGAUAUCACUCCAUCUCGUUUACCCCUCUUAAUGCCUCUUGUGUUCCCUUACUCUGUAUACCUGUCUGUCACUAGAAGGCUGUAGUUUUGGACUUUGAGGAGCCAGUCAAAUAAGUGCCAUGGACAUGGAGUGCAUACUUGGUAUAGUUGUAUGGCAUAUUUGGAUCAUUUUCACCUUGGAAAGCAGUGCAAUAAAAGUGUGCAGUAAGUGCAUGUUGCCAGUCCCUCAGUGCAUAAUCUCCAUUGCACAUGCGGUUUACCUCUGUAUAACCAAACACACAGCAUUCAAACCCAUAAAUGUUCCAAUUUGUAAGCGAAUUCUGGCAUGUCGAAUGGUUGGAAUGUCACAAAAAACACCGAAUGUGACAUUUCCGUUCCCUCUACAUCCAAAAUAAGUGCUAACAUGGGUCAAAAAUGUGGAUUCGACCAUCCACCCAUCGGCCAUACGGAGGCAAACUGCACAUGCUACCUGUUGAUCUCAGUGAAGUUUUACCACAUACAACAAAUGUGAAACAGGACCCCAGUACAGGACUGCAUACAUUAUUUAUGAAUAAGGGGCCAUUUAUUUGGCUGUUUUUUAAAAUGUUUCAUGUAAAAUACUCUCAGAGAACCAUUUUACCAUGUUGUUGCAGAAAGUUACUUGAUAACCUAACCUUUCCAGAUUUAAAAUAGUUUGCAUCAUACAACAUCUAGUGUAGGACCCUGCACAUUUGCAAAUAAACUAUUACUGUGUAUGCAGUGCCUCACCUGUAUUUUUUCAAAUUCCUUAUCCCAGUUAUAUCCACAUGUGUAGUUUAUACACGUAUAUGAAUCUGCUGUGAAACAUCAGAGCACACCUAGUUGAUCUCAACAUCAGCAUUUAAUAAAGUACUGAAACUAUAUAUACAUCAUUGAAAGCAGUAAAUCUUAAAUGUGAAAAAUAUUGACCAUACAGCAUCAAAAUGAAAUUUAAAGUACUUCAUUAUCAUAUGCCUGCCAUUUGAAAAUCACAUCUAAGUAAAUUUACAAACUUUGUACAGUAAUUAAUUUCUUUAGUUGGGACAAGCCUCCCCUACCCACUGUAGUUCUACUUUUUUAUUCAAUUCUGAAGUCAUACACUGACAGAGAAAACAGACACUUGUUUCAUAGGAGAACCAGUGUGUGUAUGUGUGUGUGUGUGUAUAUAUAUAUAUAUAUAUAUAUAUGUGUAUAUAUAUAUAUAUAUAUAUAUAUAUAUAUAUAUAUAUAUAUAUAUAUAUAUUCAUUGGUUUGAGAGGAAAAGAUGAUAAAAGUAAGUAGGGGCAUCAAACUACCCUAGGUGUGGCAUCUUUUUAUAUUGGUUAAGUGCAGCUGACAGAAACUUCAAAAGAAAUUAGAUCAGGCAAGGUCGGUAAUGCAAGAUGGACUUACUUUGCUUGUGGCAUUGAUAAAAUGCCGAUGAUUGAUUUUAACAGCAAAAAUAAAAAAAAUCAGAUGUGUUAAGAAACUGAAUAAUGUUUAAUUAAGGUGUACAGGUUAGAAUGAAUAAACAGAAAAUUAAAACAUGUAUGUGAUGUUUAUUCAGGUGGAAUACAGUUUUUUACCUGAACUUAAUAUGUUAGAAAUAUAUUUUGGUAGAUACAAAAAAAAAUGCUAGAAGAAAUGAAUAAUGUGCUGCAUAAGAUUUGUGGUAUUCCACAUCUCUAACAAGUGCAAAAUGUCCUUGCAAGCAAACUCAAAUUGUUAUUUAAGGAUGGACCAUGACUGGCAAGUAAAUUAAAAUGAGUUCAUUUGAAUUGA
Messenger RNA from Protopterus annectens (West African lungfish), 5750 nucleotides. RefSeq names its product gigaxonin (gene GAN). Gene Ontology annotation, biological process: cytoskeleton organization. The record is from RefSeq and is a predicted model, not a curated record. The transcript is spliced from 11 exons. NCBI's taxonomy places the organism in Eukaryota, Metazoa, Chordata, Ceratodontiformes, Protopteridae. Gene Ontology annotation, molecular function: protein binding. Bases 270 to 2075 code for a protein of 601 amino acids.